AUGUUCAGGAAUGUCUUCAUUGGUGAAGUGCUGGAGGGGAAGUUGGAGACCAGUAAAAUGGUGACGGUCCAGUUUGGGGAAUUUGAGGCCUGUGUGCCGUCAAUUCUGGCCAAAGUCAGGGAGGCCCUUGGAGAGCAGGAAACCAUGAUUCUGACGGACAGUCAAGGAAAUGAGAUCCUUGACUCUGAGGGCACCAGGGGAUCAUGGUUUUGGAAACAAAAUUCCAGGAAGGUGUUUGCCGUGCCGGAGAAUCAGUUGGGUCCUCUACAGGCCAACAAGAGGAAGAGACUUAGUCGGUGCAACGAAACUGCCUCUGUGAUUGCCGAGAUAGAGGAGGUGGUUGAGGCAGCCCAGGAACUGAAGGAGGUGACGAAGGUCAUCAAGGAGUUGAGUGGCGCGUCUGCACGGUCAACUGUCCUGGUGUUGGCCGAACCAGAAGUGACAACCAUAAGGGCGGCAUUUGGUUGUCUCAUCUGCAAAGGUCUUGCUGUUAGACCAGUGUUUGCCACAUGCUGCAGGAGCAUUAUUGGGUGCCAGAGGUGUGUCCGUGUGUGGACACAAGAAAGACCUUCAUGUCCAAAGUGCCGGGCAGAUGCAGUGGAGAGCUGCAGCCAUGAGGUAGCAGGGCUGUCAGAGGCGUUGGCCCCGUUUGAAAAACUGUUUCAAUAA
Molecule: messenger RNA, 669 nt
Organism: Alosa sapidissima (American shad)
Lineage: Eukaryota; Metazoa; Chordata; Actinopteri; Clupeiformes; Clupeidae
Exons: 4
Coding region: 1-669 (222 amino acids)
Source: RefSeq, a predicted model, not a curated record